This is a messenger RNA of Amphimedon queenslandica, 1357 nucleotides long. RefSeq lists its product as uncharacterized. The record is from RefSeq and is a predicted model, not a curated record. Bases 67 to 1194 code for a protein of 375 amino acids. NCBI's taxonomy places the organism in Eukaryota, Metazoa, Porifera, Demospongiae, Haplosclerida, Niphatidae. Gene Ontology annotation, cellular component: plasma membrane. Gene Ontology annotation, molecular function: G protein-coupled receptor activity. The transcript has a single exon. Gene Ontology annotation, biological process: adenylate cyclase-activating G protein-coupled receptor signaling pathway.
AUUGUUUAUGCUUCCUGCAGGCCACGCCUUUCUUCUGAACUGCACCGCAGCAGUACAGCAGUGAAAAUGGAAGAGCUCGAUGAAGAAAACGCUACAACCAAUCAUACUCAUUCAGGGCUUCUUUCUUCUGAGCAAAAGUACAUUAUAUUGUUGACAAUGUGCGUUUUGUCAAUUAUUUCAAUUAUUAUAUGCCUGAUUGCUAUGGUCAUGGCUGUUAAAUUUAAGCUACACAAAUACUUCGUUCAUCGUCUGGCAAUCUACCAAGUCCUAUCAGCUAUGCUUUACGAUGCAGUUUUGGCCUUAGAGGUAGUAUUCAUUAAUUAUGAUACAAAAAAAUCAGUUUAUUAUCCUGUUUGUGUUGUUGAAGCAUUUCUGAUAGAGUAUUCCAUCUGGAUUAAGCUAUUAUUUACAUUUUGUUUAACUUUUCAUUUGUUCUGCUUCUCAGUUUUUCAUGUUAACUUAAAUCGACUUGAAAUUGUUUACAUAUUGGUGUCUACUCUUGGGCCUGCAUUGUUUACUUGGGUACCUUUUGUCAAUGGUCUUUAUGGUCUAGCUGGAGCUUGGUGCUGGAUACAGAACUGGAAAGGAGACAAUGCAUUAAAGAAGCUACCUCAAGGAGAAAUUGAACAGUAUACUCUUCUAUAUGGGCCAGCUAUUUUCUGUCUCCUGCUAUGUGGUGUAGCUGUAGUGAUAGUAACAGCGAUACUAGUCCACCGAGCUUAUAACUGUAAUUGCUGCAAUAAUAAAAUUCAUGAUGACGACGAUAAUGAGAAUCAACCAUUAUUGAAAGAACAACUGACUGAGCAAAAAAAGAAAGUUUUGCGUGAGAUGCUACCACUCGUAAGCUAUCCAAUACUCUCUCUCAUGUUCUACAUACCAGCAUUUAUCAAUCGAUUAGUAGGCUCAAUAUCACAAAGUCCUAAUUUUAUAAGUUUCAUGUGGAGUGGUGUGUCACUGCCAUUAAUAGGUCUCUUAGCCGGAGUCUCUCUUAUCGUUCACAUAUUCAUUUUGGAGCAUCCUAAAAGAAGGAGCACUAUUAAGAAGCGUAGACAGCUAGUAGAUGUCACACAAAGAAUCAAAAGUAUCAAUGAUGUAUUUACUACUGAUACUGUUGCAUCAACAGCUGCAAAGACUCAUUUUGAAGUUCCUCCAGAGAGUGCUAUUGAUGAAGAGUUGAACCCUUCAAUGAAUUAAGAGUGUUAAUGUAUAUUUUUGCUGACAAUUUAGGCUAAAUUUUAUUAAAUUAGGAGUGUAAUAACUGCAAUCAAAUGAAUAGAUCUAGCUAUAGUAAUGAUACUCCUAUCAAAGCUGUAUUUCCUUUAUGAAAGUGAACUAUAAAGGAGUUAUAAUAACUAAA